CUUCUGCACUCGUCUGGGAGCUCACUGCCCCUGUGCUGACUGCUGACAACUGACUGACCCUCGCAGCUAGCAGGUACUUCUGAGUUUUUAGCCCAGGGCUCUGGGCCGGUGGUGACCUCGUUUUCCCACUCGUCUUUGACAUUGGGUGCCCUUCAACCCUCUGUUGCCAUGAAGAUUGCAGUAAUCGGCCAGAGCCUGUUUGGCCAGGAGGUUUACUGCCAGCUGAGGAAGGAGGGCCAUGAGGUGGUGGGUGUGUUCACCAUCCCAGACAAGGAUGGGAAAGCAGAUCCCCUGGGCCUGGAGGCUGAGAAGGAUGGCGUGCCUGUGUUCAAGUUCUCUCGGUGGCGGGCUCGAGGACAGGCUCUGCCAGAGGUGGUGGCCAAAUAUCAGGCUCUGGGUGCAGAGCUCAAUGUGCUGCCCUUCUGCAGCCAGUUCAUACCCAUGGAGGUCAUCAAUGCCCCCCGGCACGGCUCCAUCAUCUACCAUCCGUCUCUGCUACCCAGGCACCGAGGGGCUUCAGCCAUCAACUGGACCCUCAUUCAUGGAGAUAAGAAAGGAGGCUUCACCAUCUUCUGGGCUGAUGACGGUCUGGACACUGGUGACCUUCUGCUGCAGAAGGAGUGUGAGGUGCUUCCGGAUGACACCGUGAGCACGCUGUACAACCGUUUCCUCUUCCCAGAGGGCAUCAAAGGGAUGGUUCAGGCUGUGCGACUGAUUGCAGAGGGCACAGCUCCCCGCCGACCCCAGCCUGAGGAAGGAGCCACCUAUGAGGGCAUUCAGAAGAAGGAGACAGCCAGGAUCAACUGGGACCAGCCAGCAGAGGCCAUUCACAACUGGAUCCGUGGGAAUGACAAGGUGCCAGGUGCCUGGACAGAGGCUUGUGGGCAGAAGCUGACAUUUUUCAACUCAACACUCAACACGUCAGGACUGGUGGCCCAGGGGGAAGCUUUGCCCAUCCCAGGAGCCCAUCGCCCAGGCAUGGUCACCAAAGCGGGACUCAUCCUCUUUGGGAAUGACGAUAGAAUGCUGCUGGUGAAGAACAUCCAGCUGGAAGAUGGCAAGAUGAUGCCAGCCUCCCAGUUCUUCAAGGGGUCCGCUAGCAGUGCCCUGGAGCUGACAGAGGCAGAGAUGGCCAUGGCAGAGGCCGUGCGG
Molecule: messenger RNA, 1152 nt
Organism: Grammomys surdaster
Lineage: Eukaryota; Metazoa; Chordata; Mammalia; Rodentia; Muridae
Product: cytosolic 10-formyltetrahydrofolate dehydrogenase
Exons: 8
Biological process (GO): conversion of methionyl-tRNA to N-formyl-methionyl-tRNA; biosynthetic process
Cellular component (GO): mitochondrion
Molecular function (GO): methionyl-tRNA formyltransferase activity
Source: RefSeq, a predicted model, not a curated record